GACGAGUGGCCUGAGCAGAAUGGAGGGCUGCUGCCGAACUUGAGGGUCCCUGACAUUUGCGUAAAGCACACAGCAGACGGCAAACUUGCAAUCCAGCAGCCAGCAGCCAACAGCCACAGUCAGCCGACCAGCAAUCGCACAUUCAGUUUGUAUAAAACUAGAAGUGAACCGGCCGACCGGUUCUAGUUGUUGGAGCACUACAGACAUGGCAGCAUUCACCUCACUCACGGUUGCGGUAGCAGCGCUGAUUUUGGCAGCAGGAGUUUCGUCACAGCAGUACUCGCAAAGCUCCAACUUCGUGGACGAUGGCAGCUACGAAUACCAGGAGGCUGCACCCCCCAGGCCUGCCCCCCGGCCUGCACCCCUCAGUAGGCCCCAGUCUGGCCCCCCUCCAGCCUCUUUCUCCAGGCCAAGCUCCUUCGCCGCUGCACCAAAACCCACUCCAGUUCCAAUUCUGAAGCAAAUUAACAGGCACAACGAGGACGGUUCAUACACGUACGGCUACGAGGGUGCCGACGGCAGCUUCAAGAUUGAGACAAAGCUGAACACCGGCGAAGUGAUGGGCAAAUACGGAUACGUAGACGACCUGGGCAAGGUGCGCGUCGUCGAGUACGGAGCGAACAAGUACGGAUUCCAGCCGGCCGGAGAGGGCAUCACCGUCGCACCCCCCACCCUCGUCGACGAGUCUACCCGCAAGGGACCCGAUGGUCAGCCCAUCCCUGAGGACGACGGACAGUACUACGAGGAGCAGUCUCCAGCUCCAAGACCGGCACCCCGUCCCCAGGCCCGCCCCGCACCACGCCCAGCACCCAGGCCUGCACCCAGACCAGCCCCACAGCCCCAAUACCAGGAAGCACCUCUGCAGUUCGCUCAGGACUCCUUCCAGUCGCAGCCCAGCUUCUCAGCACCCGCUCCACGACCAGCUCCUUCGUCUCAGGGACCAGUCCCUCCCCGCGCCUCCAUCCCCGGUGCCGCCCCCGUCUCAGCACCAUCCUUCAGCCAGCCUCGUCCCCAGCAGCCACCCCCACAGAGGCAGCCACAGUUCUUCAGCCCAGCUCCAGUCUACGAGUCAAGACCCGCACCACCCCCUCAGUUCAACGCCUCCCCGGCUCCACAACAGUUCUCCGCAUCACCCGCUCCUCCUCCAAGGCAGGCCUACGCCAGACAGGCAUCGGGAAGCAUCCUCGACCAGCUGCAGAGGGACUACGCUCUGCCCCAGGGUGCCGCUCCAGCCCUGCAUGACAUCACAUUCGGCUCAUACUAGAAUCUAAUUAGUACCACAAGUCAAUAGAUAGGUUAUUUAUAAGCUCGAUUAGGUGAUGAAAGACAUUGUGUGGACGUGGAAGUCGUACGAAGAACAGAAUCCACCUUUCAAACAUUAUGUAUAGUUUUGUGAUAAAUCGAUUCAUUUAUUAUCGAGUCAAUAUUUCCUCAAAUUAUUAAAUGAUAGCACUAUUAAAAUCAAAAAAAGCUAUCAAGUUUCGAUCACAGAUUUGUUGUUUGGUUAGUAGAGGAGUUAUUUUGUAACAUAUAUUGGAUUAUACUUUCUAAGUUUGACAAUUUCAUAUUGAAUUGAUGUAAAUUGAAAUUUAUAUUGAUGACUUAUCACUCUUGAUGACUGUGAUUCCAUAGAGAGGAAAAAUCCUACUGAAAAAAAAUGGAUGCCUGCCAAAGAGAGUGAUUAUAUAAAAUUGCAUUUUAGUCCAUGCUCAUUUUUUUGCGAGUGUAUUGAAGUUUAUGUUCAUCCAUUGGAUUGAUAGAGCUACGAAUUUUGUUGAAAAUUUUGUUUGAAAUUGUGAAUAAAAUGAGAAACUCAAUUAAAACUUUAAUUUCUAAGAUGAAACAGUGAAUAAAAAAGACAAAAGAGAUUUCUUCAAGAGAAAACACAAUUUUAUCCAA
This is a messenger RNA of Nilaparvata lugens (brown planthopper), 1899 nucleotides long. RefSeq names its product pistil-specific extensin-like protein. NCBI's taxonomy places the organism in Eukaryota, Metazoa, Arthropoda, Insecta, Hemiptera, Delphacidae. Gene Ontology annotation, cellular component: chitin-based extracellular matrix. The coding region runs from base 206 to 1264 and encodes 352 amino acids. Gene Ontology annotation, molecular function: structural constituent of chitin-based larval cuticle. The record is from RefSeq and is a predicted model, not a curated record. The transcript has 4 exons.